Messenger RNA from Impatiens glandulifera, 426 nucleotides. RefSeq names its product protein OXIDATIVE STRESS 3 LIKE 2-like. Bases 1 to 426 code for a protein of 141 amino acids. Lineage: Eukaryota; Viridiplantae; Streptophyta; Magnoliopsida; Ericales; Balsaminaceae. The record is from RefSeq and is a predicted model, not a curated record. The transcript is spliced from 2 exons.
AUGAGUAAUUCUUCUCCUCCCGAUUUCAAGAAACAGAGUGGCGGUGCCGGUGAUUAUGACUCUGAUUUCUCAAUCUCCGGCGUUGAAUCAUCAUCAUCAUCUUCAUCUUCUUCUGAUGAUGAUAAUAAGAGUGAAACAAUCUCUUCUCCUACUACUGAUCAUCAGCCUCCGGUGGAAGGACCCUUGAAGAACAUGUCCAGCCUUCUUCUCCGGCAACUCCCUAUCAAACGAGGGUUGUCAAUGCAUUACGAUGGGAAAUCACAAUCAUUCACUUCUCUUUCUAAUGUUAAGUGCUUGGAGGAUCUACCCAAGCCGGAAAACCCAUAUAAGAAGAAGAAGAAGUUUAAAUCUUGCGGGAGCUAUGGCGGAGGAUUACUCAUGAUAUCUUCCAACAAGACAAUAUCACCACCGCCGACAUUUUUCUAG